CUCAUCUCGGCGGCAGCUGUCAGGUCAGCCGCGAUUCAUGCGUCGGAUGAUGCGGUGCAUUAGGAUGCAAAUUCCAAUUCCUUCGCGCAGAUAUGAGAAGACGUCGUCUGCUUUCGUCCUGUUUGGACCCGGAUGCGGUGCGCUCGACUCACGGAUGCCUUCUUGAAGUUUGCUCGCCCACAUUGAUUUUCAUACCACCACACUCUUUUACUAUCGUUGACGUUUGUACGAAUUGUUUGUUUAAUAUUUAAAUACGGCGCCAUGUGGAACAAGUCGCAGCACACCUCGCUUCUGCUUUGGGACAUCGACCGCGAGUUCCGGAACGCAUACGAGCUUUACGAACAGGUGCGGUCAAAGUCCAGUUACAAGCGCACGGCGUGGGCGUGCCUGGCCGUCAAGAGUCAGGAUGACGCCCUUGCAAAGGUCCUCGACAUCGGACGGGAAGUAAGGCAUUUUAUGGAGAGUGGAAAGAGGCGGUUUGGGUCAGCAUUCGAAGAAGGCGAUUCUUCAUGCCACACAACGCUCGAAGCGCAACUCAUCCGCCUGCAGUAUGAAGUCCGUGAGCUCCUCUGCGACAGCGCCGUGUCCGACAAGAUAUCCAUACCGUACAACGACAUCAUUACGACCGCAAAGAGCAUCCGCCGUAUAUGUCUGGAGGCCUUGCAGGCCCAGUUUGAACGCUUCUCAACGCCCGCCUCGCUUCUGUAUCUGCCGCCCCCACGCUUCAAGGUGCAGUACUGCUCCUUCGCCACGCAACUCCGCAAAGACCUCGACUCGUCAGAAGGGAGCACUCUCAAGACGAAGAAGCUACGACCGCGCGACCGCCACGAUGACCGCGAGAUCUGCCCCGACUGCGACACAUGCAUCUCUACUGCCACGCACUCCGGACUCCCCGAUGCGCGGUGCAUCCUCUUCACGUCACACGUGCGGCCCGAGGCAGGCAGCAAGGCCAAGAACGCAAGCUACGCAUGCUCGAGCUGCUACAAGACCUUUGACGAUUCGUACGCAUUCCUCGAUCACGUGUUCCAGAAGCAGAUCGGCAGCGACCGGAGCUGCCUGCGCCUCUCGAGCCCCGACCUGGCGAUCCACGAGUUCGACCCGUCGCUCAUCGAGCAGUGCUUCAAGAACUGCCUUGUCAGAGAGCUGUCGCGGACCGCGGGCAAGACGACCAUCAAAGGUCAGAUCACGGUGCAGGAGAGGGAGAUCGAGGUGCGGUUGAACAGUUUGCGGAGCGCCACGUCGUGGUAGCCGCUUGAGAUCGAUAUGUUCCGUUCAUGUAUUACGCCAUAUACCCUAGACUUAAUGUUUCUUCGCAGCUA
Molecule: messenger RNA, 1319 nt
Organism: Boeremia exigua
Lineage: Eukaryota; Fungi; Ascomycota; Dothideomycetes; Pleosporales; Didymellaceae
Exons: 2
Coding region: 262-1248 (328 amino acids)
Source: RefSeq, a predicted model, not a curated record